Pichia membranifaciens NRRL Y-2026 is the source of this 1500-nucleotide messenger RNA. RefSeq lists its product as hypothetical. The transcript has a single exon. Gene Ontology annotation, cellular component: outer membrane; SAM complex. NCBI's taxonomy places the organism in Eukaryota, Fungi, Ascomycota, Pichiomycetes, Pichiales, Pichiaceae. The coding region runs from base 1 to 1500 and encodes 499 amino acids. The record is from RefSeq and is a predicted model, not a curated record. Gene Ontology annotation, biological process: protein insertion into mitochondrial outer membrane.
AUGGACAGAGACGGCGAAGGACUUGCGGAGUCUAUGUUCUCCCCCGGCGGCUCAGGCCCGGCGCAGACGGAAGCCCAGAAGGAGGCAGAGAAGAGACAGCAGAUUCUAGACGAGUACAACAUGAAAGCCUUGAGCCAGGUUGUGAACGAGAACGAGCUCAGGCCGGUGAACAUUCUGCGGCUCAAUGUGCUUGGCGGAGAGGGGAAGUUCAGGGACUCGUUUCUCAAGAGACAGCUCGAGCCGAUCUGCUCGCAGCUCGACGACGGCGGCCAAACGCUGACGGUGUCGAAGCUCUUGAAGCGGAUCGACCUGGUGAACAUGAACCUGGUGAAGACGGACGCCAUCUCAAACAUGGGCUGCCAGCUUGCCGUGCCGGAGCGCCAGCCGUACAACGUGUUCAACCCGGACUUGUUGAACCUCGUGGUGAACAUGCAGAUUGUUCCCGUGAAGAAGUUCUUCAUGAAGAUUGGCACGAACGUGGGCAACGGAGAGGGGGACGGGUACGUCAAGCUCCAAUGGAAGAACAUCUUCGGCGGCGGAGAGUCGCUGGAUCUCGACACGAACAUCUCCUCGGAUGAGUUCCGUUUAAAGUCGAGCCGGUCCGAGUACUUGAUAAACUACUCGUGCCCUCUCUUCAACCUCCCUGACUACAAGUUCAGCUCGGUAUUCUACCACUCGUCGAGAUCCAUCGACUACACGUCAUUCCACAAUCAGGCGAUCGAGGGCCUGACGCUGAAGUUGAGCACGAACCGCCUCCCUAUGGAGAACAAGCUGAACCACGAGCUCUCCUUCGAGAACUUGGUCAGGUCCGUCGACUUGAGAAGCUCGCCCAACGCGUCGUACAGAAACAACUCGUUGAUCACCGACUACUUUCUCUUCAACUCGGGGCACAGCUUCAAGUCGUCGAUCACAUACUCGAUUGUCAGAGACUGUCGCAGCUCGAGGUACAUUUUUGACAGCGGAUACUACAUGAGGAUGUCGAACGAGCUGUCGUUGUUUUCGCAGAACAAAUUUGUGAAAACGUGUUUCGACUACUCCAAGGCCCACCGGCUCAGCAAAGACAUGGUUUUCAACCUGAACCUCAAGACAGGGCUCAUCCACCCACUCGCCAACGACCUUGUCCAUCCGAUGGAUAAGUUCCAAUUGGGUGGCGCAAACGACGUCAAGGGGUGGCAGGUUUCUGGCAUGGGGCCGAAGCAGAUGAAUAUGAGUGUUGGCGGAAACUACUUCCAUGCUCUCGGACUGAACCUCUUCACGAGCGUUCCGUACUUCACGGACUCGAACUUCAAGCUCCACUUCUUUUCGAACGUGGGCAAGUUGACCAACCUGGCCAAUGCGGGCAACAUCCUGAGAAACAACGGCGUCAGCGCCGGCUUCGGCUUGUCGUACAGCCAUCCAAUGGCGGCAUUCGAGCUCAACUGGGUUGUGCCUAUCUCUGCCAAUGCCAACGACGGUCUGCGGAAGGGCCUGCAGUGGGGGAUCGGAGUGUCGUUUCUCUAG